AUGAUCAACGUAAACGUGGGUGUGCUGGGGCACGUGGACUCGGGGAAAACAAGUCUGUGUAGGUGCCUCAGUGAAGUGCUAAGCACCUGCGCCCUGGACAAACACAGGCAGAGCCAGGAACGGGGCAUCACCAUCGACCUGGGCUUCUCGUCCUUCUACCUAAAAAGGAGGAGAAGCCAAAGGGGCGCGCAAGAAAGUGACAGCCACAGUGAGGAGGUUAAAACGGGGGACAUUCUCAAUGGCAAGCGUUGUGAUGAAGAGCGUGGUGAUGGGGAAGUGACGACCGGGGAGGGGAGUGCCGGCCCACUGAACUGCUCCCCGCCCGAGGAGGAGACGCUGCAGGUUUGUCUCGUGGACUGCCCGGGGCACCACUCCCUCCUGAACUGUAUAAUCAUGGGGGCAGAAAUAACCGACAUGGUACUCCUCCUCAUUGAUAUCACCAAAGGAAUUCAAAAGCAAACCGUGGAGUGCCUCGUCUUGUGUGAGGUCCUCCAAAGAGACAUCGUGGUUGUUUUAAACAAAAUCGAUCUUGUCCCUCCUGAACAAAGAAAAACAAGGGUCAACCUCAUGAAGGACAAAAUAGAACUGGUGUUCAGGAGUAAGCCCGGGUUGAGGAAUCUCAAAUGGUACGUCGUGGGAUUGUCCGCAGACUCGAAGAGGGCAGCACAAGUGACUGCAACGGGGGACGCCCUCACCUCGACCCCCCCAACCGAUUCACACGCACAUCAUGUUAGAGGCAGCGAUUGCGGGGCCAGCGCCUCCCCGCCGAGAAGCGAAAACGUGCGUCAACUGAUUAACCUCCUCAAAGAGGUCAUCAGAGUGCCGGCGAGGAGGGGAAACAGACCACGCGCUGGUGGUGGCGGUAGCGGCAGCGGUGAUGAGGACGAAGACGAGGGAGAAGGACAGCCGCGGAACCACCCAGAUGAAUUUUACUUCCUCUACGACCACACGUUCGAUGUGAAAGGAAAAGGAAGAGUGUACACGGGCACAGUCAUCCGAGGCACUAUCACAAAAAACACCACAGUGUCAAUAUUACCAAUGAAAGAAAAAGGAAAGGUUAAAGCAAUUCAAAGUUUUAAGCAGACAGUCGAUGAAGGAACCCAAGGGAACAGACUGUCCCUCCUCAUCUGCAACGACCACAUAAGAAGCACUGGGAAGAAAACUGAAAGAGGUGUUAUCGUAACUGAAUUUUCUAACAUAUCUCACUUUACCACUUUUAUAUGUAGAGUGAAAUUAGUUCAGUACUACGGGAGGAGUGUGAAUAGUGGUGAGUUACUCUCUUGUGUUAUUGGCUUUUCUACCUCCCCUUGCUAUGGGUACUUUUUUCGUCCUAUUAAUAAUCACAAGACCACUGGGGGGGAAAACCCAUCCCAACACAACAACACAAAUAAAAAAAAAAAAUUUGACCCGAAAGGAAAUUAUCUCCUCAUCAACCAGCUAACAUACAAACAGGAAAAGGAAAACAAAGAAGAAGAAGAAGAAGAAGAAGAAGAAGAAGAAAAAAAAAAAAAAAAAACAUCAACUGAUAAUCUCAACUCAAAUGAAUACAAUACAAAAGACAUUGAAAAUAAAAACCCCACCAGUGAUGAAGAUAUUUUCUUCUUAGUGAUGCUCAAAAAAAAAAUACACUGCUAUACAAAGGAGAAAUGUAUUUUUAUAAAAAAUGAAGAAAAUUUAAACUGUAGAAUUUGCCUGCAUGGAAUUAUUGAGGAUAUCGUUGACCAUGGUUAUCCUCAACAGAAGGCUCCUUUCAUCGUGGGAAAAAAACCCACUCUUCAUGACUUCCCCCGUUUUAAUAGCUUUAAACUGUUAACUCAAAAACGCAAGGUGGGACAGAUCGAACGUAUACAAGACAACCACACGGUCAUUUGUAAAAACAUGUUUCAAUGCUCUACUCAAGUCACUCCAUACAUGAGACAACAGGUUUGUCUCGUCCAUGCAGGUCACAAAAAUGAUGUAAGUGAUGUCCACGUCAGAUACGUUGGUGUUGUAACAGCUCCGUUUGCAAAAAAUGGAAAAUUCAUCGCCCACUUUGAGGACGACCUUUCCUCUGUGAAGGAAAAUUACAAAUCCUUUCUCCUCCUCAUCAACUACUACAAGGACGCACUCACAAAGAGGAAGGUCUUUCUGUGA
This is a messenger RNA of Plasmodium fragile, 2133 nucleotides long. RefSeq lists its product as uncharacterized. The record is from RefSeq and is a predicted model, not a curated record. NCBI's taxonomy places the organism in Eukaryota, Apicomplexa, Aconoidasida, Haemosporida, Plasmodiidae. The transcript has a single exon. Gene Ontology annotation, molecular function: GTP binding; GTPase activity; translation elongation factor activity. Gene Ontology annotation, biological process: selenocysteine incorporation. Bases 1 to 2133 code for a protein of 710 amino acids.